UAAGCACUGGACUUUCGGUCCAUCCAUAUUAGGGUUUUGCCCUUUUAAGGUCUGCCGGUUUGCAACUCUGCUCCCUGCAGCUGCUCUCGUCCUUCACGUUUCCUGAUUUCGCUGUAGUCGCAAACACAAGGCAAAAUGCAGAACGAAGAGGGUCAAAACAUGGAUCUGUACAUCCCCAGGAAAUGUUCUGCCACAAAUAGGCUAAUUACUUCAAAGGACCAUGCAUCUGUUCAGAUAAACAUAGGGCAUGUGGACGAGGAUGGAGUGUUCACUGGUCAAUUCUCCACCUUCGCUCUAUGUGGUUUUGUCCGUGCUCAGGGAGAUGCCGACAGCGCUGUGGAUCGGCUCUGGCAGAAGAAGAAGGCGGAAGUCCGACAGCAUUAGAAAAAGAUAAUCAAGCUUUUUAUCCAGUAAAAAUGUUUAAUAUGUAGUUGCGUGUAGUAGGGAGGUAGGCGUGUGCAAGGAUUUUUGACUCCUCUAUUACUAGUCAUGAAUUUAGGGUUUUUGUUAGAAUAUCUAUGUUACCAAGCAAUAUUAACUUUACUUCAGUUGCUUACAUAUUGCUUUCAACUUUGGAAAUUUCCAAACAACCUUGAUCAGGGAUGUUUGUGUAGGGCUUAUGUUUAUCAAGUAAUACAAACUCUAGGUUGUUCCAAUUGGGUGAGAAGAAGAUAUGAUGGAUUUGUGAUA
Molecule: messenger RNA, 690 nt
Organism: Vitis riparia (riverbank grape)
Lineage: Eukaryota; Viridiplantae; Streptophyta; Magnoliopsida; Vitales; Vitaceae
Product: 40S ribosomal protein S21-like
Exons: 4
Coding region: 136-384 (82 amino acids)
Biological process (GO): endonucleolytic cleavage to generate mature 3'-end of SSU-rRNA from (SSU-rRNA, 5.8S rRNA, LSU-rRNA); translation; endonucleolytic cleavage in ITS1 to separate SSU-rRNA from 5.8S rRNA and LSU-rRNA from tricistronic rRNA transcript (SSU-rRNA, 5.8S rRNA, LSU-rRNA)
Cellular component (GO): cytosolic small ribosomal subunit; ribosome
Molecular function (GO): structural constituent of ribosome
Source: RefSeq, a predicted model, not a curated record